AUGGUAAUGGCCCCGCAGUCUUUUUUGCAGCAAGGGAACUACAUACAGCAAACUCAAUCUGCAACACCUCAGCAACAGCAAGGUGUUCCUGUUUCAAAGUUGCCUUUCCAACUUAAUGCCCUUCGACCUCAAGAUCAACAACAGCAGCUACUCCACUUCCAGCAACAGCAGCAAAUUCAAGCCCACAUGAACCUGAGAUCAAAUGCCAACAAUGGCAUGCAUCAGGCCAUGCAACCUGGACUUGGCACAUCAGGCAGUUUGGUGGAUGCACGAGGAAGCAAACAAGAUGGUUCAGAGGCUGGUUCUGGUGAUGGCCUAGGAACAUCUGCUUCUGAACGAGGCAGUAGGGAUGCACAAUCGUAA
This is a messenger RNA of Ilex paraguariensis (yerba mate), 363 nucleotides long. The record is from the annotation of a GenBank genome assembly. NCBI's taxonomy places the organism in Eukaryota, Viridiplantae, Streptophyta, Magnoliopsida, Aquifoliales, Aquifoliaceae.